AUGGCAGAAGCUGGAGUUAAAUGCUGCCAAGUUGAAACCAACUGUUCCAGUUUUGUAGAGCUGUGUAACCCAGCUUGGCUAGUUCCUCUUCAUAUCCCUGAAAGGGUACUAACUAUACACUAUGAGGUCAUCUAUAGUGGCAUUGGACCUUAUUUAGAAUCUCACAGGCUUACCCUACAUCUGGAUGGAUUUAGCUACCUGGUCAAUAACACAAGACUUGGCAACAGACUUGGAGAGGAAGCACAGCUACCAUCAAUAUUCCAUUCAGUGCCAAUCAACUGUGUCCCAAACCUGAGUCCAAAUUGUGUUGUUGGAUCCUUAGAAAUGUCCAACCAUGUCAUCUUCACAUCUUCUGAAUUUGAAAAGAUGAUGUUUUUGAAGAUCCAAGCUGGCAUAUUGGAGCUGCAAGCCAAUCACUCAAAAAUUCCUGCUUAUGUUACCUCAGAGAAUUAUUCGCUAGUAUUGGAUGGUUGUGUUAGCAAAAUGGUUGGCCCAGUUCAGUCAUCAAUUCAUACAGUGACAGUAUUGAGUUUAGGAGAUGAGCAGGACAAAGAAAAAGUCUUCAUGGCAGUGCUAGAGAAAGGCAAACCUGCAAACUUUACCGAGCAGAGGGAUUCAAGUGGUAAAAAUGUCUGCCAGUUCUUGAUUAAUCUUCUCGACAAUGCAGCAAGUUAUUCAUGUCAGGUGAUUUCGGGCAGCAUUAGUGGUGUGAAGACUGGAUCAUUUGUUGUCCUGGUUAUGCUUGAGACUGCCUCUACAGAAACAUUUCGUGUUCUUCCGUUUGAAGGAAGUUCCAUGGAAUGGAAAGCACUUUUUCACUUCCCUACGUUACUUCAGUCUCUGGAAACGGAAAGUCCAAAUUGGCAGAGAAUUGAAUCCAAUUUCACUGCUGAAGGUUCAGAGGUUGCCUCCCUGCUGUCACUUACAGACAUAUCAUUCACUCCAGUUGCCUGUGAAAGUCUGUUUAUUUGGGGAAAUGUUCUAUUUUUCAGAACCAUUAAAUUUCUUGGGAUAAAGAAGGAAAGAACUGUGGUCAGUAAUGACAAUAACGACGAAACGUCGGUUCGUUUUAUCAUCACUCCCAAAACCUCCACUGCCAUCGUUGCUACCACUACUCCUACUGAAUAUGAAAGCGGUGUUCACGAAAUAAACACCACUUUAGCAACAAUACUUAAGCAGUAG
Messenger RNA from Stylophora pistillata, 1182 nucleotides. RefSeq names its product cation channel sperm-associated auxiliary subunit gamma-like. Lineage: Eukaryota; Metazoa; Cnidaria; Anthozoa; Scleractinia; Pocilloporidae. Gene Ontology annotation, cellular component: sperm principal piece; motile cilium; CatSper complex. The record is from RefSeq and is a predicted model, not a curated record.